AAAUCACAGGCGGUCAAGGUGACAGUAAAGCGGACCAGAUAAAGGACUGUACAUGCAGAUGUGCGUGUGCGCGUGUGGAUGACACACUGAUCAUCCGCUAGACUGACGUCUCUCCGGCAGCGCGGGCAGAGGACCGCAGCCCGGCUAUUUCACAGAGUUCAGUAGAGCCAAGCAGUCGACACUCUCCUGCAGAGACACGCAGAGAGAGAGAGAGACAGAGAGAGAGACAGAGAGAGAGAGAGAGAUAGGGGGAAAAAAAAGAACUUCAGCAACGACACACUACGGUUUUGCAGCAUGUUCCACCUUUGGCAAAUUCCUUUUAAUCGCUUUCUUUCAGCAACUGCUUAAGUAUGCUGGUUUAAAGGUUAUUUCUGAUUUCUUGAACCGAUUUUUUUUUUUCUGUUGGAAGCGUUCGUCUUGUGUGUGUGUGUUUUUUGUUCUUCCUCUUCCUCCGGCUGAUGUACAAACGGUGUCCUCUCUAAACUGGAAUGAUGUGGACCUCUCAUGACACUGUUGGAUUUGUUUUCUUAGCCGGAUUUUGUGUGCAAUUCGGAUUCACAUUCGAAGGACGAUUUACGGAUCUGCCCUCGAAUAUGACGGUUAAAGAGGGUCAAAACAUAGAAAUGGCGUGCGCCUUCCAGAGCGGGACCUCAUCCGUGUAUUUGGAGAUCCAGUGGUGGUUCGUAAAAACGCCGGAACCCAUUGACAGUGAGGAGGACGUCGAUGCAGAGGAGAUGGAGAUGAUACCGGAGCCUGAUCCAGAUGACGAGGGAACAAAAAUAAGUACAGUGAAGGUCCAGGGCAAUGACAUCUCACACAAGCUACAGAUCUCCAGAGUCAGCAAGAGCGACGAAGGUCUCUACGAAUGCAGGGUGACACGGGCUAACUACGGAGAGAUUGUCGAGUACAAAACUCAAGCUUGGUUGAAGGUUAAUACCACUGCCAGGCCCCGGCGACCACUGCAACCUCCCAAGAAGACCUCCCCGCUGCACCUGACUGACAAAAAGCCCAGAAAGUCAAGCUCACCUCUUGGCCAGGACAGCAUGAGCUCCGACCAGAGGGUGGCUUCCACCUCCACCUCUCACACAUCCUCCAACACAGAUAAACACAACACUGGCUCAGGCACAAGGAUAUCAACCAGCUGUGGCCUGACCAUCCUCCUUCUGCUGUGUGCUCUGCUGUGGGAUGCCUUGUUAUAAUUUGAAGAACUGACACCAUUUGCUCCCAGAUCUUGUUCUCUCGUUCUCUCUGUGCUCCCAAAGUGAGCGCGAAAAUUGCGUGUUCUCACCUCAACCCCUUCCUAUCUUCAAAACACUCCCACACCCACCAGGCAGACAGCACGGUCGGCCCGCAGUUUACCAUCCACCACUAUCUAUUGUUCCUGGGACAUCGUUAUUAGCCACCGUACACACCACAAUCACCUUUAAACCACUCGGAUUUACCUUUUGUACAGACAUCAACUGGACGCCAUCGGGGGGAGCGAGAAAAAAAAGGGACCCUGUGUCGUAGAAGGAUAGAGUCGGAGAAGGAAAGACCUUUUUAUUGUUUCGAUUCAUGUGGUUCAUUGCUUAAAAGUGAACGAGAAAAAAAAUGGAAAAUUUAUAUUUGUGUAAUAUAUAAGAUUUCAUAUAUAUUUGUUUAAUUCCAAACCCUGUUUUUGUGCUGUAUAUUUAGCUGACCCUCACCAUGUUAGACCAUGCAGUAUUAUCGUGAAAAAAGAGACCCUCAAGGACUCAUAAAAAAUCUACGUCUACAUCGAGUCAGACUGUUAAAAUUUGCCAUCAGGUUAAAGCAACAACAUUUCAAUGUUUUUUUGUUGUUUUUUUUUUUUUAUCUGUCAUUUCCAUGAUCAAACGUUGCAUCUUGUUAGUGACAGGUGUGCAUGCUUUAGGCCAAAAAAAAAAAAAAAAGAGGAAAAUUGCAGUGGCUUGUUGAUUAUUUUUCUUAAAUUAGUAUUUUAUGUCUUACCUUUGCUUAUUUGAUUUGUAUUGCCUCUUUGGUAGGAAUAAAGUAAAUGUCAAAAUUUAUGAGUCACUCCACAUUCUGACACGUGACCUUCCCAUGAUUUAUUUUAUAUCACACAAAUUCGACCGGCACGAGCACCGCUUAUUUUUAAUAUCCCUGGUAUGCCUCAUCAUUUUAGGUGGUAAAAUGCAGAUAAAGUCACGUUCUAUUAGAACAGUUUGUUUUUAGAUACAUGUACAUGCACAUUACACACAUAUUCCAUCGCAAGGCUGCUUAAUUUUAUUCUUUCGCACUGUGCUAUAAUUAUCAUAGAGUACUAGGGCCACAUUGAGAAUUGAAAAAAAAAAUCAAUGGAGUUUAAAAUUGAUUUUAUGAAGAAUAAAGUCAUAACGUUAUGAGAAAAAUCUUGUUAAUGUAUGAGAAUAAAGUUAGUAAUGUUACGAGAUUAAAGUCGAAAGUUUAGAUAAUGUGUUUUGCGAGGAGUGUAGCACACAGUGUAACCGUAUAGUGUACCCUUAAAAUAACAUUGACUUUUUCUAUAAAAAAAAAUUACGAGAAUAAUUUUGAAAUGUUAUAACAAUAAAAUCAAAACAUUUUAACUUUAUCAUCAUAAAGUUUCAACUUUUGAUUAAAAAAAAAAAGCAAAAACAUAAUAUCCUCCAUGUGGCCUAAAAACUCUGGUUUUAAUUUAGCAAAAUUUUCACAUGACACAUGUCGGAGAUUCUUAAAAUCAUCCGCUCCAAGCAUUUAGAAGCGAAAUGCUUUGACAAUCCGAAAUACAAAAGGCAGAUGUGUUCUUCUAACGUCACAGCGUAACGUCACAGCGUAACGUCAACCCCCGCAUCAUUUCCUCAACCUCUACUAAAUGGUCUCCUUUGUUAUUGACUUCAGUGCAUAAUUUCUGAAGUCAAAUUACUAAAAAAAAACUUCAAACAAUUUAUAUUCACAUUGUUUUUAAGAUUUAAGAUGAUUAAUUUAGGACUCAACAGUCAUGUUAAUAAUUUAAAAAAGUUAUCCACAGGGAGAGUAAACCUGAAAACCUGAAAGUGAAAUCUUUGAAUCUUCUAUCAUCAUAGUAUUGGAAGUAUCUAGAUGUCCAUAAGUUGUAUGAACAUCAAAGCAUUACAUGCAGGUGUUUGUCGCAUAACUACAGUGAACUCUGCUUUCAAAAACCAUGUGAAAAAAAUUGAAAAUUCAAGAGAAAAGCAAAACCCAUGCAUGUGUUGCUCAUAUGCUGCUUUGCAGACAUUUUGAACAACGUACGGUUUUACCAUACUCCUUAAAUUCUUGAGUUAGCAUUUAGCUUCAGAUGAUGAUGAAGCGGGUCACGUUCUGGAAACAGAGCAAAGGCGAUUCCUCCAUCGGCAGACUCCACCUUCAGUACAAGAUGUGUGAGAAAUAUUGCAGUCUCCAGUCUAAUGCCGACAUCUCCAUAGAUCUUUAAGGAGUAUCUGGACAGCUCAUAACAUUCACAUAUGAAUACACAUAAAUACGUCAAACUACUGUGGCAGGAAUUAUAGUAAAGGACGUUUUGAAGGGGAGGGGGGUUGGAGCUGAGACUUGGUUAGUAAAUUGAUGCAGAAUGUUAUAUUUGUUGGGUGGUUGGCUGGUUGGUUGGGUCGGAAUAAAGAUUAUUUUACGUUAUUGUGGGUGGAAAUUGGAAAUGUGCCUGAGCACGAUGGCGACAACGUGCACAGAUUGAGUGGACAUGUUGAAUUUGUCCGACCCUCAUGUAAAAAAAAAAAGAAAAAAGAGUAGAAAAAACAAACUACAGAUCUGUACAACUUGUAAAUGAUUUAAUCAGCAUGUUACACUUUCUUAAAAAAAAACAAACAAAAAAA
Cynoglossus semilaevis (tongue sole) is the source of this 3806-nucleotide messenger RNA. It is a transcript of the gene vstm2a, whose product is annotated as V-set and transmembrane domain containing 2A. The record is from RefSeq and is a predicted model, not a curated record. Gene Ontology annotation, cellular component: membrane. NCBI's taxonomy places the organism in Eukaryota, Metazoa, Chordata, Actinopteri, Pleuronectiformes, Cynoglossidae. Bases 489 to 1199 code for a protein of 236 amino acids. The transcript is spliced from 5 exons.